Messenger RNA from Chenopodium quinoa (quinoa), 978 nucleotides. Its product is annotated as translation initiation factor IF-2-like. The transcript is spliced from 6 exons. Bases 1 to 978 code for a protein of 325 amino acids. Lineage: Eukaryota; Viridiplantae; Streptophyta; Magnoliopsida; Caryophyllales; Amaranthaceae. The record is from RefSeq and is a predicted model, not a curated record.
AUGAUUUCAAAGGGUAGGGCCCAAUCCGGGGGUUGCAUAACAGGAGCAGAGGUUAAGGCUUCCUUCAACCUAAAUCAAUCAACUGAAGAUGAGCCUCCAAAAGAGGCUACAGCAAAGGAUCAGCCUACACAACAAGUGAAGGCUAUAGCAGAGGAUGAGCCUCCAGCAGAGGAAGAGCCUCCAAAAGAGGAUGAACCUCCAGCAGCAAUUGAAGAAACACUUUCAUACAUAAUGCAAAAGAAAAAAUUAAAAGUGUCAGCUCAAGGAAUACUAAAAAAACUGACAAAAAACUGGAAAACUGCUCCUGUUAGCAAGGUCAUUGCUGCUAAAAAGGCCCCUGCUACAACUGUUGAUACUGCUGGAAAAGCCACUGCUGCUGAAAUGGCCCCAGCUACAACUACUGAAAAGUCCUCUGCUGCAGAAAAAUCCCAUGCAGCAAGUGGUGAAGAAAUUGAGAUUGAGGAUGAAACAGAAGAAGAAUUGGAAAGACAAGAAGAAUUACAAAGGGAUGAGGAGUUGACAAGAAUAUUGAGAGGUAUAAAACCUGUUGAAGAGUUAAAUUUGUCUCAAAAGAGUGAAGAAUCUUCAAAAAAUUCAAAGCAACCAAGAAGGAAAAUGGUUGCAAGGAAAAAUCAAAAGAAAAAAGAAUUGGAAGAAAAUCAGAAAAAACAGGAAUAUGAACAAUCACCAGCAAGAAGAACAAGAAGUAAAUCACGAGAUGUUAAGUUGUCUGGCAUAUCAGCUAUAGCAACAGCUGCUGUAGCAAUUGCUGAAAACCUACCAACAGCAACAACACCCAAAAAACCUGGGCGUCCAAGGGUUGCAACUGCAGUUGCAGAGAAACCUGUUGAGAAAAUAGGGCGUACAAGAGCUGCAGUUAUUGGGAAAGCAGGCCAAAAAGGUGCUCAGAAAAGACCUGCUGCAUCAGCCAAAAGUCCUGCAAAAAAAAAUAAAAGUUAUAGAUCAAGUGCCUUAUGA